Didymodactylos carnosus is the source of this 849-nucleotide messenger RNA. Lineage: Eukaryota; Metazoa; Rotifera; Eurotatoria; Philodinida; Philodinidae. The record is from the annotation of a GenBank genome assembly.
AUGGGCUGGGAUGGGCCAUUCCAGCCCAUUCCAUACUAUUCCAAACCAUUUUUGACAGAUUUAUAUACUAUCAAGAACCACGUACACCGGUUGAUGGCAACAAUGAUCAAAAAUGCCGCUGGAAAAGAGAACAAUAAUAUGACAAUGAAAACAACAGAGAAAAAACUUCCGGAUGAAACAAAUGAAACGACCGGUGAAAAGGAAGAAGAAUCAGAUGAUGAAGAGCAAGGAAAGUCAGAUGAAAAACAAUUAGAACAAUUUCUGAACCAGUUAAAUGAUUUAUUUAAUAAUGGAACAAUUAACAAUAAAUUUAAACAAUUAUUGACUGAUUCAUAUCGUGUUAGAAAACAAUUUAUCUCCAAUCAAAAUAUAUCAUUCAGAGAUAUAUUAGAAAAAAUGACGUUUACGAAAACAAUAGAUUUUAUAAAAGUCGAAUUUGAAAUAAGAACAAAAGAAGCUAUUACAAAAAUAACAAUGAAUUUAACACUAUUGAUCGAAAAAUUAAAAAGAAUGUAUCCAUCCAUUGAUAGUUCUGAAGUAAAUAUGAUGCCGGAAGAUUCAUCAAAAACAUUUGACGCGGUCUAUUGUUCUCAUCUUCAUUAUAGUUAUUAUCCUGUUUAUUCAAAUAUUAUAAAAUUUGAUUUAACAAGUCUGCCAAAACCAACAAUGCUGGCAAUAUACCUGGUUUGCUUCUAUUCAUUCGAUCUUACGUGGCUAACGAAACAAGAAGCAGUAUCAGACAUAACUGAUAAUUAUGGCUUUAAUGGUCAAUCAAAAUACAAAUCAUCAUAUGGAGGUAUUGCUAAACAAUUAAUAUUGGACAUUGAUAAUCACGAUGAAGAAUCAUAA